Messenger RNA from Ochlerotatus camptorhynchus, 866 nucleotides. RefSeq names its product glutathione S-transferase 1-like. Gene Ontology annotation, biological process: glutathione metabolic process. The transcript is spliced from 3 exons. The record is from RefSeq and is a predicted model, not a curated record. Lineage: Eukaryota; Metazoa; Arthropoda; Insecta; Diptera; Culicidae. The coding region runs from base 19 to 747 and encodes 242 amino acids. Gene Ontology annotation, molecular function: glutathione transferase activity.
GCUUUUAAAAUUGUGAAAAUGAUAACAAGUAGAUUAUUGCCGAAUUUCUCUCGUCUCGUUGGACUGCGAUCCGUCGCCUCACAGGGGAUGGCUGCAAACAAGCGCGUUAAGCUUUUCACCAAUCCCAUUAGCCCUCCUGGGCGAUCUGUGGAACUUACGGCGAAAGCGAUUAAUCUGGACAUCGAGGUCAUAUCGAUCGAUCUGCUGGGGAACGAUACUCUGAAAGCGGAGUACCUCAGCAAGAAUCCUCAGCACACGAUCCCAAUGAUCGACGACGAUGGAAAGUUCAUUUGGGACAGCCAAGCGAUCAAUGUCUACCUGACAACGGUUUACGCAAACAGUGAAGAUCUCUAUCCGAGUGAUCCCUUCGCGAGGGCUAAGGUGAAUGCCGGGUUGCAUUUCAACUCCGGAGUGCUGUUCAGCCGAUUGAAGCUGUUGAUCUCACCGGUGAUUCGCGGUCUGAAGACGGAACUGGAUCCGGUGAAUGUGGACUACUUCAACACAGGACUUCAGUUGCUGGAGGAUACACUGCAAGCGAAUUACUACACCGGAGAUCGGAUGACCCUGGCCGAUCUGAGUUGCGUUUCGUCCGUUUCCAGCUUCGAUGCUAUUUUACCGAUCAGUCGCGAAAGAUUUCCCAAAACGUUUGACUGGCUGAGACGGAUGGAACAGCUACCGUACUAUCGGGAAGCUAAUGGAGAAGGGGCACGGAAGCUGUCUAAAAUUGUGGAGAGCAUUUUGAAGUAGAGCGACACGGGUGCGAUUCGUAUGAAUUGUCAAUCAUGCCAGUGAUAUGUUUUACGGACGAAGAAGUGGAACAGAUGCAUUUACUGUUAUUUGAAUAAAAUGUUGUUAUUUUCAAAAGU